This is a messenger RNA of Ipomoea nil (Japanese morning glory), 1839 nucleotides long. RefSeq lists its product as uncharacterized. The record is from RefSeq and is a predicted model, not a curated record. NCBI's taxonomy places the organism in Eukaryota, Viridiplantae, Streptophyta, Magnoliopsida, Solanales, Convolvulaceae. The transcript is spliced from 4 exons. Bases 1 to 1839 code for a protein of 612 amino acids.
AUGAGGGGCCAUCAGUACACCUGGGAGAAGAGUAAGGGGACGGAUGGGUGGUUGGAGGAGCGUCUUGACAAGGUGGAGAGCCAGUUGAGCCAACUAGAGGCCCAAGAGGAUGUGUUCUGGAGGCAACGUGCCAAGCAACAUUGGCUCCGUGGUGCCGAUGCUAACACUCAUUUUUAUCACAGGUAUGCCUCUGCCCGAAAGAAAAGAAAUUGUGUUUCUAGGAUUAUGAAUGAUGCAGGGGUAUGGGUGGAGGGUGAGGCUAUGAAUCGGGUAGUUUUAAAUUAUUUUAAAGCUAUUUUCGCUUCUGGUGUUUCUGAAUGUGUGGACCCCUUAUUUGAUGAUUUUGCACCUCGAGUAUCCCUUGAACAAAACAAUGAGUUAUUGCGCCCUUUUGUGCCUGAGGAAGUCAAAACUGCUCUGUUCUCUAUGUUCCCUGACAAAGCACCGGGGCCGGAUGGAAUGAAUCCGGGUUUCUAUCAGCACUUUUGGGAUGUAGUUAGGGGUGAUGUGUCUCAGUUUGUUGUGAAUUGUUUGAAUAAUUCCACUUUUCUAGAGGGAUUAAACGAUACAAAUGUUGUGCUAAUCCCGAAGAAAGCUAUGCCUGAAACAGUAGCUGAUUUGAGACCAAUAGCGCUGGGGAAUGUACUUUAUCGUAUCAUGGCUAAAAUGAUCACUAACAGGAUGAAACCACUUAUGGGAGAUUUGAUCUCAGAAUCUCAGAGUGCUUUUAUCCCAGAGGGUCUAUCUUUAUUACUACAGAAGGCGCAUAUGAUGGGCUAUAUACACGGAUGCAGAGUUGCUAGGGGGGCACCCCCAAUCUCGCAUCUAUUCUUUGCGGAUAACAGUCUGUUAUUUUUCAGGGCAAAUGUGCAAGAGGCUACGGUGAUUAAACAAUGCCUAAAUCGUUAUGAGAAUUUGUCUGGUCAAAAGGUAAAUUUUCAUAAGUCUAAUAUCUGUUUUAGCAGAAACACGCAGGAGGCCGAAAGAUUGGCGGUGGCAGAUUGCCUGCAAGUUGACCAAGCCCCAAAUUUUGGAAAAUACCUAGGUCUUCCUUCGUUUGUGGGAAGAAAUAAGAAGGCAGCUUUUGCGUAUGUAGAGGACAAGAUCAGGCAAAGGAUAGGGUCAUGGAAUAAAAAACUGCUAUCACAGGCUGACUCAGUCACUUUGUCCAUUGAGAGAACUAUGAAUAGAUAUUGGUGGGGCAGUGGAACGAACAGGAGGAUCCACUGGAAAGCUUGGGAUAAGCUGUGUGUUCCCAAGAAUUAUGGUGGUCUGGGUUUUAAGGAUCUACGGAAAUUUAAUUUGGCAAUGCUAGGAAAACAGGGCUGGAGAUUUCUAACUAAUCCAAACACUUUGGUAGCAAAAGUUUAUAAGGCACGGUAUUAUCCGAAUACCUCUUUUGUGGAUGCAACCAUUGGAAACUGUCCUAGUUAUUGCUGGAGAAGUAUUAUGGCAGCACAUGAUAUUAUUGUGUCUGGUGUAAGGCGAAGGGUGGGUAAUGGAAAAUCAACUUUGAUAUGGGGACAUCCCUGGUUGCCUGAUGACCCAAGCCCUUUGGUUCAGACAGAAAUGCCUAUACAACUAAGAGAUGCGCCCGUUGCUGGACUGAUUGAUCAACAAACAAAUACAUGGGAUCCACAUAUCCUAUCAGAUAUAUUUAUCCCAGAAGAUGUGAACAGAAUAUUGAUGAUCCCUGUGAGCCCAGAUUAUGAGGACUCAUGGUAUUGGUUGGGUGACCCUAGGGCAAUAUAUUCAGUAAGGAAUGCCUACAGGAAGCUGGUUAGUGAUUAUGCAUAUGCCCGGGUGCUUUUGAUAAAUGGGCAACUAUAUGGAAGUUAA